Messenger RNA from Cylindrotheca closterium, 627 nucleotides. Lineage: Eukaryota; Bacillariophyta; Bacillariophyceae; Bacillariales; Bacillariaceae. The record is from the annotation of a GenBank genome assembly.
AUGUUUUCAGAUUCCCUGCAAAAACCGACUCAUAGGAAUCCCCCGAAUAAACGGACCAAACAGACAUUUGUCCGUCUGUCCGAUCGGACGUGUCAAACUGCUUCCAUCAAGGAGUUUCCAAUGAAUGGUCUCCAAGAGAGCAAUUUCAACACGCGCUACUACUCCCACAAAUACAACAAAGCCGGUCUCGACUAUGAAUUGGGAAUUUCGCUAGUCGACAAUCGGCUGUUGUGGAUCCGUGGUCCCUUUCCGGCGGGGACAAAUGAACUUACUGUGCUGAGGGAACAAGGGCUGCUUGCGGAACUCAAGCGACGAAAACAAUCCGCCAUUGGCGAUAAAGGCUACAAUGGUGAACCUAACCACGUCAGCACAUACAACUCGCACGAUAAUGCUGGAGUCAAGCUCUUCAAGAGCCGAGCUCUCAAGAGACAUGAAAACUUUAACAAUUUGUUGAAGCAAAACAACAUUUUGGAUACCCGUUUCCGUCACAACGAAACAAGGUUCAGGGACGCGUUUGAAGCUUGUUGCGUUCUGGCACAAUAUCGCAUCCAAGGGGAGAUUCCACUCUACGAAAUUCUAAUUGAAGAUGUUGUAGAUAGAUAUAACGAAGAUAGACAAGAGUUCUAG